Molecule: messenger RNA, 5250 nt
Organism: Liolophura sinensis
Lineage: Eukaryota; Metazoa; Mollusca; Polyplacophora; Chitonida; Chitonidae
Product: synaptojanin-1-like
Exons: 27
Coding region: 99-4100 (1333 amino acids)
Biological process (GO): synaptic vesicle endocytosis; phosphatidylinositol dephosphorylation
Molecular function (GO): nucleic acid binding; phosphatidylinositol-4,5-bisphosphate 5-phosphatase activity
Source: RefSeq, a predicted model, not a curated record
AUGGCUUCUCAGACGAUGAGCAAGGCCUACCGGGUCUAUCAUAAAUUAGACACACCGUAUAGUGUAUUACUAGAAACAGAAAUAUCGACGACACCUUAAUGUUCGAAUCAAAUGCUGUGGCUGUGCUGUCUGCUGCAGAAACUGACACUAUUAGAAGACAGUAUGGGAAAGUUGUAGAUGCCUAUGGAUGUUUAGGAGUAAUGAGCCUUGCAGCAGGUGAUGAGAUGAUCCAGUACCUGGUCGUUGUCACUGGCUGUUUGUCUGUGGGUAGGAUAGGAGAGUCAGAAGUGUUCCGUAUCAUGACCACACAGUUUAUAUCCCUGAGAAAUCACCCCAGUGAUGAUGAUAAAAUUGUGGAGGUCAGAAAACUGCUGAACUCGGGAACAUUUUACUUCUCCUGGUCACCUACAUCCGUCUCUUGGGAUUUGAGUCUGUGCGCACAGAGAGCUCUCCAAGAUCAUGACACUGACAACAGAUUCUUUUGGAAUCGAAUGUUACAUGUCCAUCUACAAAGGUUUGGUGUGGAUUGUUCUACCUGGUUACUGAAGGUAAUGUGUGGAGGGAUAGAGAUCAGAACAAUAUAUGCUGCGCACAGACAAGCCAAGGCCUGCCUCAUUUCCAGGCUCAGUUGUGAGAGGGCUGGUACCAGGUUUAAUGUUAGAGGAACCAAUGAUGAUGGCCAUGUAGCUAACUUUGUAGAAACAGAACAAGUACUUUUCCUGGAUGACCAGAUCUCUUCCUUUAUCCAAACCAGGGGUUCUGUGCCAUUGUUUUGGGAGCAGCCAGGAAUACAAGUGGGGUCACACAAGGUGAAAAUGUCACGAGGGUACGAGGCCUCAGCCCCAGCCUAUGACCGUCACCUGAACAUGGUGAAGCAGCAGUAUGGGGAGCAGGUGUUGGUCAACCUGCUGGGCUGUAAGGAGGGAGAACACAUGCUCAGCAUGGCAUUCCAGAAUCAUCACAAGGCCUCAGCACACAGUCUCACUGUUCCCAAUAUGGUGUUUGAUUAUCACACGGAAUGUCGUGGUGGCAAUCAGAAAAAUUUACUUAAACUUAAACAAAAGUUGAUGAAAUAUAUUGAUAGCUUUGGCUUUUUCUCCUGUACUGGAUCAAACAUACAGAACAACCAAACUGGCACAAUUAGGACGAAUUGUCUGGAUUGCUUGGACAGAACCAAUGCUGUCCAGUCUCUGAUAGGCUUAGAGAUCUUAGGUCGUCAGCUGGAAAGCUUGGGCCUCGCCAGCAAACCUCAGAUGAUCUCCCGUUUCCAGGAAGUCUACAAACAGAUCUGGUCCCUGAAUGGAGAUCAUGUCAGCCGUAUUUACGCUGGUACAGGUGCACUGGGAGGUGGAAGGUCAAAGUACUCUGAUGCCACUCGCUCUGCUACAAGAACAAUUCAGAACAAUUUCCUGGAUGGCAGUAAGCAGGAGGCCAUUGACAUGUUACUGGCCGGCAGCACACUGAGAGGGGAAUUAGCUGACAAGGCACGAGCUCUGCUAACCACACGUAGUCUACAUGCUCCUGCCAGUAUCCUGUGGAGGAUGAUAGAGCGGCACAAGGAGUACACCAGACCUGAGGCAGUGAGGAUCUGCGUGGGCACCUGGAAUGUGAACGGAGGCAAACACUUCCGUAGCAUUGCCUACAAGCACCAGUCCAUGUCUGACUGGCUUUUAGAUGCUGGCAAGAUAAGCUUUGAGAGCAAAACAGGUUUUGUGGCAGAAGGGGCUGAUUUUGACAAACCAGUGGACAUAUUUGCUGUGGGGUUUGAGGAAAUUGUUGAUCUCAAUGCCAGCAAUAUAGUCAGUGCAAGUACGACCAAUGCACGGGAAUGGCAGAAAGAGGUACAGAAGACUAUAUCACGUGACCACAAAUAUGUGAUAUUGACCUCAGCUCAACUGGUGGGGGUGUUUCUCUGUGUGUUCAUCAGGCCACACCUGGCCCCCUUCAUCAGAGAUGUUGCUGUGGAUAUUGUGAAGACUGGAUUAGGCGGGGCUAUGGGUAAUAAAGGGGGCGUGGCAAUAAGGUUCCUGAUCCAUAGCACAUCGGUUGUCUUUGUCUGUGCUCACCUGGCCGCUGGACAGUCAGGUGUUAACGAUCGGAACAGUAACUACUCCGAGAUCACCCGGAGGGUCACCUUCCCAAAUGGUCGUAAUUUACAUUCCCAUGACUAUGUGUUCUGGACGGGGGACUUCAACUACAGGAUAGACCUGAGUAAUGAGGAAGUGAAGUCCCUGAUAGACAGUGAGAACUGGUCUGCCCUCCAAGCCUGUGACCAGCUAAACGUCCAGAGGCACUUGGGCAAUGUGUUCCAAGGAUUCAAUGAGGGGAAGACAAAUUUUGCACCCACCUACAAGUAUGAUCAGUUUUGUGAUGACUAUGAUACCAGUGAAAAGUGCCGUGUGCCUGCGUGGACUGAUAGGGUGCUUUGGAGGAGGCGGCCAUUGAUACGGAAACAAGAUGCAGAAGAGGACCCUUCCUGGAAUCAGGGAAGACUUCUUUUGUACAACCGAUCUGAACUCAAGACUUCAGAUCACAGACCUGUUGUGGCACUCUUUGAUGUGGAUGCCUUAGUGGUAGAAGAUGACAAAAAAGACGAGGUAUAUCAGCAAGUGAUAGGAGACCAUGGUCCCCUGGAUGGCACAGUUGUGGUCUCGGCAGAAAACCUGGAGGAUUUUGAUGAUGAUCUGGUGGAUGAGGUUGUGUCCACAUUUGGAGAAAUAGGGGAGAUAACUCUUGUCAGGUUUGUGGGCACUGACAUGUGGCUUACCUUCAGAUCUGGCAAGGCUGCUCUACAAGCUGUCAAACAAAAUCGACUUGAGAUUAAUAGUAAAUCAGUACAGGUGAGGCUGAAGACCCCAGACUGGAAAAGUGAGAUAGAGAAGGAGAUGAAGCUCUGUGCCCUGAACACUGGCAAGCUGUAUAAUGAUGUGACCAACAGUCUCCUGGGUGAUGACUUCAGUGUGCCAUCCAUGGAGUAUGACCUUGGACAAGCAGGUGAUGAUGAUGAAGAAGUGGAGAGAACAGCUGCUGAUCUCAUCAUGUCAGGUGUAAAGACAUUCCCUGGUUCAGACUCACCCAGCUCCUCAGGUCGUAACACACCUGUCAUUUUGGAUGACUUGACCAACCCUGUGGGGGACGUCCCACCGCUGCGUCCUGGUAAACCCCCACCCCCAAGGCCAGCAGCAUCACCCAGCUUGAGGAGGAAAACUGACACCCCACAGGGGCUAACGCCUAUUGUGCCAAGCAUAGAGCCCAGGUUGAGAAGUUCUCCUUCACCAGAGCGCCCACGCAACCCCCCACAGAGGCCUUCGGCUCCCCCUGCCAAACCGCCGCCCCCUCAGCGCCCCCCAGGUGGGCCCCCCCGACCUGCAACAGGUAAAGCUGCCCCAGCUAAGCCUGGCCCCCCAAUGAGGCCCCCAAUGAGGCCGCAGAAUAUGCCAAAGAAGGCUGGCACUAGCCCACAGAAAAAGAUUCUGUCUAUAGGACUUCCCACAAAUGUGACUCACCAGGGGCAUGCAGGGAAUAUAUGUGAGGCUCAGAAGUUGAUUGAGCAGUUGAUGGGACAGGCAAGCGAUGACAGCCUCCCACAGCCUUUACAGCCUGGCCCACUCACAGGUGUGCCCACCUUUGGUCCUAAGCCUCUCCCCAGAAGCAAGACAAGUACAGAUGUGGCAGGUGAGGGAGUUGCUCCAGAUUCCUUGGAGGCUCCCAAAGCAGUUCCCAGAUUUAACAGUGUUCAGAACCUGUCGUCCACAGCCGAGAACGGUGUCGAUCAGUCCACAGAUGUGGCAAGACCUGUACCCACACCACGUAGGAACAUAGUCAGCACCAUAGAACCUGUGUGCAGCAGGCAGGUACCCCAGCCAGCAAGCCGACCUCAGAGCGUGUUUGUCAGAGGCACCCCGCCUCCUGUGCCAAGUGUGCCUCCUGUCUCAGGUCCUGCAUUUGGAAACAAUGUGCCUGUGUCGCGAGGACCACCACCCCCAGUUCCUGGUCACCCCCCAUCAAAGCCCCCCAACACCAGUGCCUCAGAUGCAGUGGUAACGUGUCACAAAUUCAUAUUUAUGGAUCCAAGAUAUGCCUUGCUGAAGUUAAAGUAGGUGUGGCGUCAACUCUUAAUCCUCCGCCAAGAAGACAAAUUACAGCUGUUGUAAACUACAAGUUAUUGCUCAUGUUAGGGUGCAUCUUGAUCCAAAUAUUUACCAUUCUAUAGGUCUCUCUCUGUCACCAAAACUGAUUUAGUUGGAGUAAAAAUGUGUAUCCCCGUCAUCAAAUACUAGUGGUGCCCUCUGCUUUCAACAGGUAAUAAAUAUAGGUACUGAUUGGAGGGGAGUGUUAAUGACUGCCUGUGUCUGAUAGUAGAAAGUACCCACAGUUACUAAGAGAUCACAUGUGCCAUGUCCCAUCACCGCUUUUGUUGACAAUGUUACAUCUAAUUUCAUUUGUUGUGAAAAGCAAUCGUGACACAAAAGGAUUGAACAUGUCAUCUAUGUGUGGGACAUCCAGAUAACUCAUUUGCAGCAGUAUUGGUUACGAUUGGUCAAAUGGACGGAUGUUCUUUAGCGACAGUUCAGAAAGGUCUACCUACGCAGGUGUUGUUUAGGGUAGGCCUACUUCUGUACCUAUUGUUUUUGUUCUGCAACCAAGGUCACAAGUUUGUCAGAUAACUAGACCUAGAGCUAAGUAUUGGUGCAUUUAAGUUGAAUCACUCUGUUUGACGGGCCACAAUUACAAUCUGUAUGGUUGCAUUUGCUGUUUGAUAAUUCUUGGUUUCAGAUGUCAUAUUUUAUAGGACUAUGCUGUCACAUUUUAUCACUGUAGAAUGAAAACAGUAUAUAAAGAGCUGCAAAGAUAAUGCUCAAACAUUGAUGGAGUGUUUUACUCUCCAGGAAGAGUUGUACAUGUCAAAGGAUUCUUAAACUUAACAAGGACAUUUAUUAUACAUUCCAAAUGUUUGCUCUAGUUUUAACAAUAGCACAAGAUUUAUAGAAAACUGCUUGUAGACAGCUGACUGCAUAUUUUAUACAUUACAUACUGAUAGUAUUAUACUGGUUAUAUCAGUACAUGUACAAAUAAAUCAGUGUUAAUUAUUUAAAGUGCUCCAAGGUCAUUGUGAACAAGUGAGUGGUGGAGAGACUGUCUGCAUGGUUAUUGACUAGAUAGUGAACUAUUCUAUGUUAGAGAUGGUUGUUAACUUAAUCCAUCAUUGAACAAUAAACCAGGCAAAUGACUAGUUUGUCUUAACAUGAA